Messenger RNA from Asparagus officinalis (garden asparagus), 1713 nucleotides. RefSeq names its product polynucleotide 3'-phosphatase ZDP. The coding region runs from base 128 to 1285 and encodes 385 amino acids. The record is from RefSeq and is a predicted model, not a curated record. Gene Ontology annotation, molecular function: zinc ion binding; polynucleotide 3'-phosphatase activity; ATP-dependent polydeoxyribonucleotide 5'-hydroxyl-kinase activity. Lineage: Eukaryota; Viridiplantae; Streptophyta; Magnoliopsida; Asparagales; Asparagaceae. Gene Ontology annotation, biological process: DNA repair. The transcript has 12 exons.
AAAGUAGCGGGCGAAGGUUCCCAAAUCCUCAUCUCACUCGCCUCCGAGCUUCCCGCCCGCAAACCUCAUCGCCUUAUAAAACCCUAGCUCCUCCUCCCUCUCUCCCUCUCUCUCUCUCUCUCUCUGUAUGCACUUCCUCUUCACAAAGCUCUCGCUUUUCCCCCCUCGAAACCCUAAUCUCUUAAACCCCUCAGUGUUCAUCGCCGGCGCUUCGCUUUCUCCAAUGGCGGCAUCCAAAGUAGUCGCCGAGUACGCGAAAUCCAACCGAUCGUCCUGCAAGAGCUGCGGAAAAUCCAUAGCAUCCGGUUCUCUGAGGCUAGGGUUGUCGAGUAAAGAUCCUCGAGGGUUCGAUCUCGUCAAAUGGCAUCACUUGGGUUGCUUUCCGACCAGACCCCAGCCGUUCAAGGCCGCCGACGAGAUCAAGGGGUUUCCUUCUCUCAAGGAUUGUGAUCAGGAUGCACUGAGGAAGUUAGAGGCUGCGGCAUCAUCCGAUGAGCCGGUUGAAAAGGAACACAAAAGGGAUCGCCAUGGAACUGAUGGAUUAGAGAGGAAUACGAAGAAAGUUAAGAUUUAUGAUAGAGACAGUGGUGGGAGCGAGGAAUUUGAACAGAAGAGCUUGGAGGAGGUGAAGAGAUCUGGUGAUAGCAUGGAAAAUCUUUUGGAGGUUGCAUUUUCUGUUUCUGAUAUCAGGAAAACAUACAAGGAUGCUACCCUUUCACCAAAUUGGAAGUCCUUUCAAACAGUUAUUUUCCGUGAACGGGAAGACGGGCUUAACGACUCUGAAAAAAUUGCUGCAUUUGAUUUUGAUGGGUGCCUUGUGAACACAUCUGUGAAAAGAAUUGGUGCAAAUGCCUGGUCUCUUAUGCAUUCAUCAAUCCCAGAUAAGCUGCAAGAACUGUACAAGAAUGGUUACAAGCUGGUUAUCUUUACCAAUGAAUCUAAUAUUGAACGUUGGAAGAAUAAGCGCCAACAAGCUGUUGAUUCCAAAAUAGGAAGGCUGGACAACUUUAUCGGUCGUGUUAAAGUACCAAUUCAGGUGUUUAUUGCCUGUGGGAUAGGGAAAAACAAAGAUCAGACUGAGGAUCCAUUUCGCAAACCAAAGCCAGGAAUGUGGAUACUAAUGGCAGAACACUUCAAUUCUGGCAUUGCAAUUGACUUGGAUCACAGAUCCUUUUAUGUUGGUGAUGCGGCAGGAAGAGUCAAUGAUCAUAGUGAUGCCGAUAUUAAAUUUGCUCAGACACUUGGACUGAAAUUUCAUCUGCCUGAGGAAUUCUUUGGAGCUUGAUGGCUCGAUCUCAUGCGUGAAGAUCUCAGGUUUUUACCGUAAUGCUUUCCGAAAGGCAGGCAGCUGUGGAAUUUGCGUGACCCCUAACAUGGCAUUGCUUCAGCUGCAAAUCUCGCCUCCGUAUGACUUUUUGAGUCCUUAUGUGCAAAGAUCGUCUUGUCAUUGCUUAUUUUGAUGAUUAUAAACAGUGAGCAAAAUUCAAGGGAACGUAAAUCUGUGGUACCAAUUUGACUCUUUUUUUUUCCUUUGACAAACUUGCUUUUUAGUAUCUUGCUUCAAGCACUAAUGCAUGUGAUUAACUUGAACUUGUGGAGCAAGCUGCUCUUAGAUGCACAAAUUUUCAAUUAGAAGCGCUUUACUAGCGCAGUGUUCAUAAAUUUCAUUAUUUCAACAUUUGUGGUGGUUAUGAAAAUCAUAUCCGGGUCUUC